AGUGGAGUGGUUGCUAAAUCAAUAGGAGUCCUGCUUCUCCUGUUCAUGCUUUAUGCUGACGACACUGUUGUUUUUGUAAAACUCAUAACCCAGUAUCGUGGGAGACAAGGAAAAUAAUUUUUAACUUUUCUACUAACGUUUAAUUAUUAAUUAUUUUCCAAGAGGAAGCCACACUAAGAAAGUUGGUCUAGAAAAAGUCCUCAUGAAAAAUCUCAAAAGUUUUCCAUGUGGCUCUCUCAGAAUCCUUUACACACACACACACACACACCCACACACACCAUUUGUGUAUCUUUAAAUUGACUAAUAGCUUGCAAAUUAAAAUAUUUUAACUGAUUUGCCUUUUUUAAGGGAAGGAUUAAUAGAACUAAUUUCACUUUCUAAAUUGUUUACUACAAAGGUCUCCUUAUGUUCUCUUUGAGGCAUUAGAACCCUCAAUAAGUGUAGCUAUUUCAAUGCUGCAGGCAUUGUGCUGAGGACUUUCUCUAUAUUACCAUUAAAUUUUCCCAGAAAAACCCUUGAGUAAGCAUCACUGCCACCCCAUUUCACAGGUAAGGAUCUAAGACAGAGUGAGGGUAAUUAACUUGCCCUGGAUCACAUAGCCGAUUACUGACUAAGCUGGGAAUCUGCCCAGGUAAUCAGCUGUAUCUUGCUAGACUGCCCACAUUUUGCAAAAGCGGCACUUUGCUUGGAUUGUAGGACAGGGAAAUGAUGCUGUAAUUAUGUAUCUAAAUUGCAAAAGGAAUAAAAGUAAUCAUACAUAGUUUUACCUUUUAAUAUAUGAAAAGUGCACAAGGAGAGCUUUGCUCUCAACAGGCCUUACCUAGGGCUCAGUGCAACAUACAACUUUCCACAGGUGGAAGCCUGACCAAUAUUCACCACUUGCAGAUCUCCUACUCUGCUUUUAAUUUUGCACAUGAACUGGUAUCACUCUAUUCCCCUAAGGUCUUCUUUCCUCUCAAGGAAAGAAUUGCUGGGACAGUGGCUUUUGGAAGAGCCCUAGUCUGUGAGGUCUCUGCUGAGAAGCCAAUGGGUUUUGUUAGCAAAGGUCCUCAAAGGGAACCCUUCUGCUCUGAAGGGUCAGCCUGUCUGGGCCCCAUUGUCUAUGGGAUGCUGAAAGAUAUCCUGUAGUGAAAAGACCCACACAGUAUCUCUUCUCAGAAUUUAAAUUCUGAGGGGAGCUGGCUUUGGAGAGGACAGACAGACCAACAAAAUACAUAAGAAAAAAAUAAACAGUGAUAGGUGCUUCAUAGAGAAUUAAAAUAGGGUGAUGUGAUAGCAACUGGUUUGCUCCUAAAGACAAGAUCCCUGAAAGUCUUUAUGGAUCUCAGUGAUGAGGAAAGCCGAAGGGGAAAAGCAUUCCAGGUCUUGAGAACAGCAAAGGCAAAGCUGCUAAGCCUGGGAGGGCUCGGGGAUAACAUGCCAGGGUUGUGAGAACACCAGAAAGCACUGUGAGAGCCUGAGAGGGUCAGUCUUAUUGAGCUUCAUUCACCAGGAUGAGACUUUCAGAUUCAUUCUUAGAGCCAUAGCAAGCCUUUGGAGGACUUAAAAUGUAAUCAGUUCAUUCUCAGUUUUUUUUAAAUGAUCACUGUGGAAGUCUUUGGAAGUUUUGGUUGCAGUGUGAGCACAGAGGCAGGGAGACUGUAAUGGUAGUGUGGGUGGGAAGGGCUGAUGGGUUCACCUGGAGUGGCUGCAGUGGAGAUUAAGUAUAUGGCUUCAGCAUCUAUUAUGAACUAAAUGUAGGCAAUGAGGGAAAGAGUUUAAUUCUUAGAUUUUUGGCCUUAGCGAGGUUGUUUAUUGUGAUGGGAAAGACUAAGCAAGGAGAGACGAAGAUUUCACUUAGGCAUUGUCAGGUUUAGGAUGCCUAAUUAGAUAGCAAACAGAUGUAAAGAAAAGGGCAAAUACCCUGUAGGGUGACCAAGCAAUUGAUUGUGCAACUGGGGAUGCCUCUGAGAAUGAAAGGAGGGUGGAGUAGGAUUUGGGUUUUAAAUACUAAAGCUGGGACAACAGAGGAAGAUUGGGGCUAUCUUGGCAAACAGGAAUGCAUGAUAUGUGGGAAUUUGCUUCCAGGCAAAGAUUUCAGGAUUGACAUCACAUGUUUAGAAUAUUGCUAAGAAGUCAAGUGAGAUAAGAACAGAGAAGUCUCUUCUCCAAUAUCCACAAUAACAUGAGGGUCACUGCUGAUAAUAAAAACACAGGACGGCCUUAUCUUAGUGGGAUUUGGGGAUGGCAGUCAGAUGGGUGUGAACGUCUGACUGGAUAUGAAGUAGGAAAUAGAAAUGGAAACUAUAGAUACCCUUUUAAAGAUUAGGUUUUGUUGUGGGGAGGGACAUGGGUGAAAAAUACCUAGAGCUCUUAAGAGACCACUGAGUAUCAUCAAAAUUGGAAAGGAAGUCCCAGUGGAAGUUCUUAUUUUACUUUAGGCUGUAGCUGUAUCAGAUUCAAUAUUGCACACAUGGAAGAAGAAAUAAUGCUUCUUCUUAGUGAAGAGAAAGGGGCAUAUAAUUUGGGAUCAAAGUUUUAUAUUGUUUUUAUUUGAAUAAUCUGUAUUUGGUUUUGAACAUCCUAGAAAAAUCUGUGUUGUUGCCAAAGAUGAGCUUUGAUUUAUAAGAGGACCAACUGUGAAAUCCACUCUUUUGAUUCCACUUCAUUCACAUCAGGGUUCAUAUCAUUCUGGACCAGUGGGGCGAAGCCGUGUCACUCAAGCAUCAGCUUCCAUUGGCUGUAUCAGGGUUUCCAUGGUAGAAAAUGGUGCUUGCCUUGAACAAUUGGAGUAUCUGCAGGGAAUUGACCUGUUUCAUUUUUCCUUCUUACAAAAUUAAAUUCCUAGUCUUUUCUUUAAAUCUGAUUUUCAUAUACCCAGCUUUCUUCAUACUAUCUACAAAUAAUUUUUCCUUUAAUAUUAUAUAGAUGUGUUUCUUAACACUAGCAUUUAGUGAUAAACUAAAUUAUCUCGUGAGAUGUUGCUUAACAUUUGCAUAAACUUAUGUUGAGAAUCUGAAAGCAUUUAUAACUUUAUAAAGGUGACAAAAGCAUUGAAUUCUCUAGUUUUUAAAUUGCUUAGAAAGAAGUUAAUUUUUAAAACUACUAUGUAAAAUAUAUUCUCUUCAGAAAAAGGACCUGUGAAAAUGUUAAAUGGUCAUUCCUGGAAUGAUUUUGUAAGACCAGUGAAUUCCUUCUUUUACAUAUUUGCCAGAGGUUAGGAGUGCCUGGCACUUACAGACAUGAAAAACAGUAGAGUUAGUAAUAGAACAGGAUAGUUGGUUUAGCAUUUUCCAAGUAUAAAUUGCCAAAGGAACUGUACUGCUUCAUAGAGACUUCUGAAAGAAUUGAGAAAACCAAAAGCCAAGGCACCACUUCCUCCAGCUGAGACCAAAUACCUUGAUGCUUCUUCAGUUGAUGAUUCUGUAGAAUCCUCUGCUUUUAUCAUGGAACAGAAGGAAAACAUGAUAGAUAAAGACAUUGAACUCUUAGUGGUUCUACCUGGGGAUAUUAUCAAAUAUACUACUGUUCAUGGCAGUAAACCUAUGAUGGACUUGUUGAUAUUCCUCUGUGCAAAGUAUCACUUAAAUCCAUCAAGUCACACAAUUGAUCUGCUGUCAGCUGAAAAGAACCCCAUUAAAUUUAAGCCAAAUACACCAAUAGGAAUGUUGGAGGUAGAAAAAGUCAUUUUAAAGCCAAAAAUUUUGGAUAAGAAGAAACCUACACCUAUAAUACCAGAGAAAACUGUGAGAGUAGUGAUCAACUUUAAGAAAACACAGAAGACAAUAGUGAGAGUUAGUCCACAUGCGCCACUUCAAGAACUUGCCCCCAUUAUAUGCAGCAAAUGUGAGUUUGAUCCAUUGCAUACACUGUUAUUGAAGGACUAUCAGUCUCAGGAGCCUCUCGACUUGACGAAAUCUCUUAAUGACCUGGGACUAAGAGAAUUAUAUGCCAUGGAUGUCAGCAGAGCCACUUCUGUUACUGCCUUCAAUAAGUCAUCUUUACAAGAGUCCUGCCAAAUAUCACAAAACCUAGACAUUAUGAAGGAUAAAGAAAAUAAAGGGUUUUUCAGCUUUUUUCAACGCAGUAAGAAAAAGCGGGAGCAAACUGCAAGUGCUCCUGCAACUCCUCUAGUAAGUAAACAUCGUCCAACUUUUCCGAAGUAUAAUACCGUUUCCAAGCAGUAUAUUUCAAACACCCUGCCAUCCGAUGCACCCAAGAAGAGGCGUGCACCGCUGCCUCCAAUGCCGGGGUCUCAGAGCGCCCCCCAGGACCUUGCCCACAUCCAGGAGAGGCCAGCUUCCUGUGUGGUGAAAUCCACAAGCCUGGAUGAAACAGAUGAGAAUUCCUGCGGAGCAGGCAUAGUGAGGACAGGCUCUCUGCAGCUCAGUAGCAGAUCCACUGGGAAUUCAUCUUUGAAAAGGACAAAGCGAAAAGCACCUUCCCCACCCUCCAAAAUAGCCCUGCAACAAAGUGAUGAAAACAGUCACGUAACUGCCCUGCAGUCAGUACCUGCAGUUCCUCCAGACAGUGUUUUAGAAGCAAACUCUUCCGAGGGCCUGUCCAGCCCAGAAGUGUCCCUUGGCCCCGGGCUCCCUCGUCCUGAACAGGGCACUGUACCUGAGCUGCUGGCGGGAGCACCUCUCUCAGAGCGCCCUGCAACACCUGAGGCAGCCGCCGCAUCUCUGCCAUCUGGAAUAAGCUCUGAUUAUAGCCUUGAGGAGAUAGAUGAAAAGGAAGAACUGAGUGAAGUGCCUAGAGAUGAGGCUGAAAAUACUUCUCUGAAGUCACAAGAUAUUCCUAUUGGUUCUUCUGAUAUAAUAAAUACACUGAAAAAUGAUCCUGACUCAGCCCUUGGCAGUAGUACUGGAAAGUCCUCACAAAACUCCAAAGAAGAAAAACAAGAAAGUAGAAACACAGAUGGACAAGGACCACACAUUAUGGUAUAUAAUGCAAGCAACGAAGAGAGCAUAGUUGAUGGUGUAAGAAACUUGAUGUCACUGGACCCAAGCCAAGAGAAAGACCAAAAUGAAAUAAUUGUCAUUCCAACAAACACAGAAAAUAAUAUGGAAAAUGGAGUGAGAACAGAAAUCAAUGUAGGAGGUAUUGCCAAAAAUAACAAUGUGGACAUGCAAGUUGACAGACUACCAAAUUAUCAGGCAUAUAAAACUGAUACUGCUAGAAGUUACAAGGAAAAUCAUCUUGCUACUUCAUCAGCACCAGAUCAAAAAAUGAGUGAACCUAGUACAGAAAAGACAAAAAUGCAAGAUGCAGCAAUUCAGACUAUCCCUUCCUGUGAUAGUUUUGAUGGGAAUCACCAAGAUCAUAAUUUGUCUGAUGUUAAAGUUGAUGAAAGUGUGCAGACUUCAGGUAACAACAAAUCAAUUCAACACUCAUCUUUAAGUCCACAGGAUCCUAUAGAUACCUCAGGAGAAUUCAGGAGUCAGGCCCCCUUGCCAACUGUAUAUUCAGAAGAGCUACUCCCCAGAAAAGAUCCAAUUUGUGCACAUGGUAAUGAUGAUCUUCUGUCUCCUGUAGAUGGGACUGAUAAAAAUUCAACAGCUUCUUACAUAAAGAAUUCUCCACUUUACAGACAAGACUACAGUCCCAAGCCAAAACCUUCCAAUGAAAUUACAAGAGAGUACAUACCCAAAAUUGGAAUGACUACUUACAAAAUAGUGCCCCCCAGAUCCCUGGAAAUAUCAAAAGAUUGGGAAUUGGAAACCACAGGGUAUAAAAAUGAUCAGGAGAUAAAGAUUUUAGGAAAAAAGGACACUCAAGAGAAUGUGAAAGAAACUGCAAUCCAAACAGAAGAUCUUGUCAUUUCUGAAAGCCUGAAGGAGCCACGAGAAGACCUGAAACCAGAGCCUACCCUGAGAACAGAGCAUCAGGUGCAAAGGGAGGAGAGCUGUACCCGAGGCACAAUAGUGAAUCCUCUGAAACCUACUCCCAGAAUGACAAGAGACACUGGCACGGCUCCUUUUGCACCAAGUUUGGAAGAUAUAAACAAUGUUUUGGAGUCUAAACUGAAAUCUCGAGUUUCAAAUCCCCAGACCAAACCAAGUUCUUUUUUCUUGCAGAUGCAAAAAAGAGUUUCAGGUCACUAUGUGACAUCUGCAGCUGCCAAGAGUGUUCAAGCUGCCCCUAAUCCUACUCCCAAGGAAUUAAUAAAGAAAGAGGUAGAAAGUGAUACAGUACCUCCUCCAGAGCCAACUCUUUCUCCCUUAAGUAAAUCUCCUCCACAGCCCCACAUUAAAAAUACUGAUGAUGACAGCAUUAAGAAGCCCACAGAAACCUCUCCCCCUCCCUUAGCCUCUCCCCCACCAGUAGCCCCUAAACCUGUUCCUCUUCCCACAAGUCAGUCAGCAGCACUAAAUCUGAAGACUCUGAAAACUUUUGGUGCCCCUCGACCAUACUCCAGCUCUGCUCCUUCACCAUUUGCCCUCGCUGUGGUAAAACGGUCACAGUCUUUCAGCAAAGGCCGUACAGGCUUAUGCAAUGAGGAGGUCGACAGUGCAUCCUCCCCAACUCCGACUGACACACAGGAAGGGAAGAUUCCUUCUGUAAAUACAUUUGUGGACAUCCCACAACUAAGUGUGAGUCGUAAGGAGAAUAACUCUGUACAUAAUGAACAGAAUCUCCAAAUACCAUCUCCUACCGACUGCCCAUCAUUCACCCUUAAGAGACAAAGUUCUUCCACAUUCCAAAGCUCUGACCCAGAACAGAUCCGACAGAGUUUGCUGACUGCAAUCCGUUCUGGAGAGGCUGCUGCCAAAUUGAAAAGGGUUACGGUUCCGUCAAAUACAGUAUCUGUGAAUGGAAGGUCAAGACUCAGCCAUUCCAUGUCCCUUGAUGCUCAGGAUGGCCACUGAAUGUUGCCCUGCCAUACCGCACUUCACAGAACAACUUCCUACUAAUGGAGAAUGUUGGCAAAUGUAUAUUCAGAUGUAUACUAAUAUAUUAUCUAUUAAAGCAUAAGAAUUUGUGUGUGCCUUUUAAUGCCAGAAGAAGAAUUAUCAGAGUUUAUAAUUUAUAAUAAUAUUUUUGGCCUAUUUUGCCUUGAGCUGAAUAUGCUGCUUCAGAACUUAAAAACAAGGUGUUAGUGACUUUCAUUAUUUUCAAAUGAGAAAUAGUCACCUUUUGUUAAUUUCACUUAUCGACACAUUCUCUAUAAUGGUGACUUAAGACAAAAGGCUAAGAUUCAUAGACUUAUAUUUGUGUGACACGUAAAUAGCUAGGCAAACAGAUCUGACAUUUGCUGCCUCAGUGUUACAGUUUAAUUGGAAAUAUUUAAGUUAUAUUAAAGCCUGUUUGCUCUGAAAUUAGUUAUGAUAUCAAAUAAAUAUAUUCAAUUUAACAGUUAAUUUCAAUGAUGAAUCACUUAGUGUUCAAGUCUUAUCUUGUGUAUUCUUUAUGAAAGCUCAUAGUAUUUUAAUAUUUUAUUAACAUGGACACUUAGUUUUUUAAUCUUUAGAACUUAAAUUGCACAAGGAGAAUUUAAAUAUUUUUGUAUAUAAUUAUGACAUUAUUGUCACACAGAUAUUACACAUUUUAUGUGCCAGAAGCCUUAAAAAAUCUUUCUGUGAAAAUGUUGAUAUAUUGUGACAAUUAUUUCAAAUUCAGUCUGUAGACAAGAGUAGGGGUUAGUUUAUGUCCAUAUUGGAAAACUUUAAAGACUACUUGGAGGUUUCACAAAUCCUGGUUUUAAUUAAAGUGAUAAAGUCAUUACGUAGUUCAGAUGCUAAUAUUCUCAAUAAUAAUUUAUAUUUACAUUAAAAUUGUUAAGCAAAACAAUGCCAAUUUGUUGGCUGAUAACUAUUCUGGGGUCUAGAGCUUGUUGAUAUUCAUUUCUACUUUAAGAAUUUAAUUGCUCACUUACUCUAAAAGCUUUGUCAAACAAGCUGAUGUUAAGUUGGUUUUUACUAAAGCUACUGAAAUUAUCUGCCACUUUGGAAAAUGUGUUGAUUCUUUCUCCCCCAGUUUAAUAAAAGCAAGUUAUGUAUUUGGGAUACUUUCUUUAAAUGCAGUUUUGUGUUAAUCAUCAUAUUUGUGUGUACUUUAUCUGAUCAACAACACAUCUCUAUGAGCCAGUAAACAAGUAAUAGUAAGACAAGUAAUAGUGUUUCAGGGCCCAGGUAUUUAAUUCCAUGACACAUGACAAGUACACAUUAAAGGUUAAAUAUUGCUA
Molecule: messenger RNA, 8167 nt
Organism: Sus scrofa (pig)
Lineage: Eukaryota; Metazoa; Chordata; Mammalia; Artiodactyla; Suidae
Source: RefSeq, a predicted model, not a curated record